AUGGCGCUUCUGCAUAGUACUCUUGCGACGUUUUUAUCCUCCACCCCCAAGUCUAGCCCUUCUAUUCUUUUUGAAAGGGCGACGAGGGCGGCAUCAACACGCAUACCUCGGUUUAUGUCUACAACUGCCACUGUCACCGAUGAGAAGAUAAUGGAAGAUGCGCUUUAUCGUGUUCGCCAAGUGAAUUACCUACCUGAUGAAAUCCGAUCCAGUCUUGUGGAUUUCAGAGUGGAUGGAAGGGUGCUAGGAAAAGUGAGACCAAAUACCGCCAAUCUACUCUGCUCUGUAGACGAGAAGAAUCCUGUAUUCAACCUGCAGUCCAAAUCUGGAGAGUCCUGUUUGACGCUCACAGCUGAAGCAGGGACAUCUCCCGAAGAAAGAACCAAAUCUGUCAAUCGAAUCAUGGCACGUCUGCGUGAUCAAGGUAUUGUCAAGGGGUGGCGUGAUGAAGACUAUCCCGUCCGAUCGACCUUUUAUGGCGACACUUUGUUUGGGGUGGAACGGGCAGCUGCUUCCUUGUUGGGCAUUAUGGAAUAUGGAGUGCACAUCAAUGGCAUUGUUGUAGACGAUGAAACAAAGACUCCCAAAAUGUGGAUGGCAAGACGUGCUGCCGACAAGAGCAAAUACCCAGGUAUGCUGGACCAUAUUGUGGCAGGUGGGCAGCCUGUGGGAUUGUCUCUCAUGGAAAAUGUCAUUAAAGAAUGUGAUGAAGAAGCUGGAAUCCCAGAAGACAUCACCCGUGCUGGCAUCCAAGACGCUGGAGCAAUAUCCUACUACACCUACUCCGAACGGAAUGAUUGUGUGACACGAUGCGUCCUGUUCUGCUAUGAUUUACAUCUCCCAGCUAACUUUGUACCCAAACCAGUUGAUGGAGAGGUGCAGGAAUUCUUUCUGUGGGAUGUGGAUCAAAUAAAGGCUAGCUUCGCCCCCGACUACCCUGAUCCAAUCAAGCCGAAUUGUUACAAUGUCAUUAUCGACUGGAUGAUGAGGUGUGGCCAUUUUUCUUCGGAUACCCCUGGGUAUCUGGACGUCAUGAGAGAACUUCGGAGUGGUGAUGUCUAUUGA
Seminavis robusta is the source of this 1065-nucleotide messenger RNA. The record is from the annotation of a GenBank genome assembly. Lineage: Eukaryota; Bacillariophyta; Bacillariophyceae; Naviculales; Naviculaceae.